UUGUACUAUGGUGGAGCUAUCUACCCACUCUGUGUUAUUGGCUAUUACCAUACUUUGAUUAUUUUGUUAAUUAUUCUCCUUGAUCUUAAUUUCCAUGGCUUCUUCUCCUAAUCCUAAUCCUAGUCUUACCUACUUGUUGGUCCUUGCUGAUACUGUGCUUGAAUGGUUGCGUCUCUUAGAUAAUGAGGAGUUUCCAGUAUACAAGAGCACUGUUGCUGAUUACUUGUCUCGUCUGGAGAACGAUCUCUGGUUUGUCCAUGCUUCAUUUCAACAAGGAGGAUUAGUUGUACUUAACAGCCAUGAUCAUGAAAAUCUACUCAGAAGUAGUUUGGAAUUGGUAAUGAAAAUGUGGAAGAAGGCAUUGGAAACACGUUACGUAUUUCCAAACAAAAAAGUAGUCACUUUCAUGAACUCAGUCUCAGAGCCUCUGACAGUACUCUGCCAUGAAUUCGAAGAUGUAACGAAGAAACUACAUUCAUCCUUGCCCAAUACUAUUAUUAAUUCAAGUGGUGAAUCAGAUGAAGCAAAGUUUAUUGUUGGGAGAGAAAAUGACAAAGCAGAGAUCAUGAAACUUAUAAACAAAAAUAACUUUGGGAUGGGGGAGAAGAAUGCUAGAGUGAUCACCAUUUUUGGUGAUUCUGGAAUAGGAAAAACAACCCUUGUUCGAAAUAUCUACAAUGAUAUGGAGAAGAAAAGAUUCCAUAGGUGUAUAUGGGUUUCCAUGGGUGGUAAUUACAACUCGGGUUUGAUUGAGAUUAUCAGACAGCUUCUUGCCGCCGGUGGAGAUGUCCCAGCUUAUAAUCGCGACGAUGUUCCAAAGCGUCGGUUGCUAGAAGAACUCGGAAAAGCCAUAGAUAAAAAGAAAUGCUUCAUCGUUAUAGAUGAUUUGAUAGAUGAUGUGUUUCGGAAUACAGAGAAUUAUAAUCUUCUCAGUUUCCUCGGAAUCCAUUGUGCUUGGGGUACUCGCGUCUUAGUCACCACCAGAAGUGAAAAGCUUGCCGACGAACUACGUACGAGUUCUGCUCAACCCUAUCGAUUGGGUCCUUUGAAUGGAGAAGCUUCUUGGGAUGUUUUCAGAAGAAGAGCUUUUCUGGGGUUAAACGAGGAGGAGUUAUCACCAGAAUUGGUGAGCAAAAGGAAAGCCAUUGCUGAAAAAUGUGAAGGAGUUCCUUUACGUUUACUUGUAAUCUCAACAAUUAUUCUGUUAUCUCAAAAUCCUAACCAUUUGAAUGAUGAUGAUGAUGAAGUAGAAAAGAUUAUUGAAGAAGUGAGUGGGUAUAAAGGUGUCGUGAAUAAUCGAUUGAAUGUUGGGUGGAGACAAACUGAAUCUUCUUUACCUCGUGAUAUGGUUAUAGGGAGAGAUGAAGAAAAAUCAGUUGUACUGAACUUGUUGUUGGAGGAGAAGGAGAAGGAGAAUCUGCAACAGAAUCCAACGGUUAUUUCCAUUGUUGGAAUUGGUGGAAUUGGGAAAACAGCACUUGCUCAACUCAUUUUCAAUGACGAGAGAGUUGAAUCACAUUUUGAUCUUAAAAUCUGGGUUUGUGUGUCUGAUACAUUUGAUGUGAAAGUGAUUAUGGAGAAGAUUAUUGCAUACAUAACGAGUACUUACCCAGAAAACAAUGAGUUAAACCAGUUGGAAAUACUUCUUCGAAAUGAAAUACGACACAAGCGAUAUCUUUUGAUUCUUGAUGAUGUGUGGAAUGAGCGUGAAGAGAAAUGGAAGAGCUUAAUGGCAUUGAUGUCAUAUGGGAAUGGGAGCAGAAUUAUUGUAACUACUCGAAGUAGAAAAGUUGCUGAGAUUACAAGUGAGAAGAAGGAGAGAUUAAGUCAUGAGUUGAAGAGAUUAGAUGAAGAUUAUGCUUGGUUACUGUUUGUGAAAGUGGCUUUUGAGCAAGGAGAGCAUCCAAGCAAUGAUGAAAUCGAAAAAAUCGGACGAGAUAUUGUGAGAAAAUGUGAAGGAAUUCCUCUUCUGAUACGGACAAUUGGAAGCAUGUUGUUUUUCAAGAAUCCUGAAGAAGAGUGGCAAAGAUUCUAUGAUGAGAAACUUUCAGAGAUAUUAGAAAAUGCUUCUGAUGUUUUGAAAACUCUUGAAUUGAGUUAUUUAACUUUGGAAAAGUCUUUGCAGCUGUGUUUUGCUUACUGUGGACUUUUUCCUAAAGAUUAUGAAUUUGAGGUGAACACACUUGUGUAUUUGUGGGCGUCACAGGGUUAUGUGAGGCAGAAACAUCAUUUGGAGAAUCUUGACAUAAAAGGUUAUGAUAGUUUUGAGUAUUUACUUAAAAGAUUUUUCUUUCAAGAAACUGAGAAAGAUGAGUUUGGGAAGGUAAUAAAAUGCAAAAUGCAGAAUUUAAUGCAUGAUCUUGCUAGAAAAGUGGGAGAAGAACCUUAUGCAAUUGUUUGUAAUAAGGAAGAAAAGUUUAAUGGUGUAAUUCGUCAUGUUUCUUUCGAUUUUCAUUUAGAUUCAUCUUGGCAGAUUCCAAUUUCAUUAUUGUCUAAAUCAAAAAUGAUUUGGAGUUUGAUUUUGCCUAGGCAGUUUCGAUGGGCAAUUGAAGGCAGAUCAAAUGAUGACUCAAUUUGUGAUGUUAUUCUAAAAUUCAAGUGGUUAAAGAUGUUGGAUUUGCACAAUUCUGGCAUUAAGGUGUUACCAGAUUCUAUUGGUGAGUUGAAGAAUUUGGGUUAUCUUGAUCUUUCUCAAAAUGUUAAUAUCAAGUCAUUGCCAAGUUGUAUUGGUGAGUUGAAAAAUCUGCAGACUUUGAAACUCAAUCAUUGCAGUAAUCUCAGAGAAUUGCCCAGUGGUAUUACUAAGCUAAAUGGUCUGAGAAAUCUUGAAAAUGAGUCAUGUUCUUUGACUCAUAUGCCAAAGGGACUGCACAAACUAUCUAAACUUAGAAGAUUAUCAGAAUUUGUGUUGGAUAAGGGGAUUGAAAGAAGCUUACCAGAAUUGGUGUUGGAUAAGUGUAUUGACUCUCUCCCUAAGAAAAUAUUACCAGAAUCUGUGUUGAAUAAGUACUCUGUCUCAAAGAAAAGUGGGAAGCUCAAUGAACUAAGUGAUCUAAAUGAGUUGAGAGGAAAGCUCAAACUUACAAAUUUGAGAUUUCACAUAAGUGAUAAGACAUCACAAGCAUAUUUGUUCAUGAAGAAGCAUCUUUCAUCCUUAACAUUGAGUUGGGAUAUUGACGAAAUUGUUGAGGAAGAUGAUUGCGAAAAGGGACUAGAAGAUCUUAGACCACAUAGGAGUCUCAGAGAAUUUUGUUUAUCUGCUUAUGGUGGUAGAAAUUUUCCGAAAUGGCUUUCGUCUCUUAAAAAUCUUGUCAAGCUAUCAUUAUCGAAAUGCAACAAAUGCCAGUUCUUACCCCCACUAGAACACUUUUCAAAACUUGAAGUGUUGAUAGUUGAUGAGUUGAUGAAGCUGCAAUACAUUGUGGAGAACAAAUCAACAACAACAUUUUCAUCCUUGAAAGAGAUUCGCCUUACUAAUUUGCCAGAAGUAAAGGGAUGGUACUGGAAUGAUGCUGCAGAAAAUGUUGAACAAGAAGAAGAAGAAGAAGAAGCUACAUUUACUUGUCUUUCUAAAUUGGUUGUUGAGGAUUGCCCAAAUCUCACUUCCAUGCCUCUCUUUCCUUGUCUAGAAGAACUACUAUUGUUGAAAAACACUAGUUGGAAGCCAUUCAAACAGACUAUGGCAUUGGCAGCAACACAAGAAGCAUCAUCAUCAUCAUCAUCAUCAUCAUCAUCAAGUGGAUCUAGUUUCAAACAGACUAUAGUAUCAAAUAAAGGGAAAGAAAUUCAGCAACCAAAUGAACUCAAAAAGCCAUCAUCAACAACUUGUAGCACAGUUGCUCCUCUCUCCAAAUUGAGGACACUACAUAUCAUUAACAUGUCAAAUGGUGAUCCAAAUAUGUGGCAGUCCCUUCACAGCCUCCGUUCUGUGACAUUGGAUCAUAUUGCUGACAUAAAUGAUCAGCUCCAAGGACUUAGACAAGUGAAGAGCCUGCAACAACUUCGUAUAUGGCGGUGUGAUAGCUUAGAGGAAAUUCCAAGUUGGAUCAACGACUCUAAUUCGCUUAAGACAAUUUCGAUCAAGCUAUGCCCCAAGUUGACAGUAUCGCGUGACAAACUUAGCCUCAUUACCAGUUCAAAAAAGGUGGAGAUUGAGGACUGUCCUCGACUUUCUCACAUUGCAACCAUGCUUAAAGAUCCUCUCUACACUCAAUAAUUCAAACUCCCCUGUUGUUUCAGUUUUUUCACUUAUUCAGGUGGAAUUGCAUGGUUGAUGGUGUUGCUUCUAAGGCUUGUUUUCUGGAUUCUCCAAGUUGGUGGUUUUGGUUGUGUUGAGUUUGUAAUAAUGUCAUUAUUGUGUUGUGUUGGCUUUGUUUGGUUUGUGUUUUAUUUCUGAUGACAUUAUUGUAUUAUGAUUUCUUAGUUUGAUGAAUGAAAGUAUAGUGUAUGGAUA
Molecule: messenger RNA, 4453 nt
Organism: Cannabis sativa
Lineage: Eukaryota; Viridiplantae; Streptophyta; Magnoliopsida; Rosales; Cannabaceae
Product: putative disease resistance protein RGA1
Exons: 3
Coding region: 95-4216 (1373 amino acids)
Biological process (GO): defense response to other organism
Molecular function (GO): protein binding; ATP hydrolysis activity; ADP binding
Source: RefSeq, a predicted model, not a curated record